AUCACGAGAUCUCGCGUUACGCGUGAUUUCAUUCUGCACAUGCGCACUGUCAGUCGUACACGAAUACUUCCGGUUUCUACACAGCUGGGAAUCAUGUCGAAAGUCACCUUCAAGAUAACGCUUACAUCGGAUCCAAAACUGCCCUACAAAGUACUCAGUGUACCAGAAGCAACACCAUUCACGGCAGUUCUAAAAUUUGCAGCAGAAGAGUUUCGGGUACCACCUGACACAAGUGCCAUCAUCACCAAUGAUGGAAUAGGUAUCAAUCCAGCCCAGACUGCAGGCAACGUUUUCCUAAAGCAUGGCUCUGAGCUGAGGAUUAUACCAAGAGACCGGGUUGGCUGCUGAAAAAAGAACUCCUCCACCUAUCCAUCUUAUUUUACAAGGACGUCGACAUGGCUAUGUGACAAAACUAUCAAGUUGAAGAAACUGCAAAUAUGUAAGGCUCAAUGUAUUAGUUUGUCAAAUUGACUAAAGAAGAUACUUGAUGCAAUCACUGAUGUGUACUACCAGAAGAUAUUUAUUUCCAUUAUUCUUGUCAGCUGGAGUCCCCAUUUUAUCCAUAAUGUUACAGUGGUAGAAAUGCAGUUUUAGUUUUUUAAGAAAAGUAUGUUAAUCAAAUAUUCCAGUGCAUUGUCUAAAAUAUAUGUAUGGUUUUGGGUACUUGUGUGCAAGUAUGUUCCUCCAAGUUGGACAGGAUUUUGCCAAAAUAAAUGUGAUAAAGUUGUUCAGAUAAUGUUAUAGGAUAAAGAUUUGUCCUUACAUAUUCUCAUAUUCUGUUUCCUGUAUUAAAGGAAGAAGAAGUGAAUUUCAAGAUACAUAUACAUGUACUAGUACUGUAUUGUGAAGUUCAAGAUACAUGUACAUCACUGAUGUUGAUAUAUGAUGAAGAAGUAGAAAUUUAGGCAGAAGCGCACUAUGUUGUCGGAAAAAUGAAUUAAACAUGAAAUCACACA
Messenger RNA from Branchiostoma floridae (Florida lancelet), 956 nucleotides. Its product is annotated as ubiquitin-fold modifier 1. Gene Ontology annotation, biological process: protein K69-linked ufmylation. Lineage: Eukaryota; Metazoa; Chordata; Leptocardii; Amphioxiformes; Branchiostomatidae. The record is from RefSeq and is a predicted model, not a curated record. Bases 40 to 348 code for a protein of 102 amino acids. The transcript is spliced from 6 exons. Gene Ontology annotation, cellular component: nucleus; cytoplasm.